ACCCCUUGUUUUUUUUCUUCUCCCUCCUCUUCUCUGGUAGGUCCACAAUGGUUGUACAGCCAGCAUCUUACAACACAAUGGUUGCAAUACGGUGAACGGGGAGUGAUUCAGCAUUGCAAUCUCGAUUUCUAGGGUAUUCUUCAUCCAUCGCUGGGUUUUUCUUUCUUUCUAGUUAUCUCCAUCUUCACGUUCAUUAUUCUGUGCGUGUAAAAGUCGUUAAAUGUCUCCCGUCGGAAUGUUUUGAACAGAACUGUCACCGGACUAGGAUCGUCGUCAGCUGGCACGGAAUGGUAUUUAUGAGGAGGGAUUUCUUCUAUUACUGCAGUGAACCUGUCCUGGAUGUGAAAAUAGCCUUUUGUCAGGUGUGUGUUCCUUACAGGUAAAAUAAGGGUUUUGGUAAACAAUUGGAUGUGUCAUAUAUCGGCAAACACUACAACAUGUCUAAAAGCAAAGUGGACAACCAGUUCUACAGCGUGGAAGUAGGAGAUUCCACCUUCACAGUUCUCAAACGCUACCAGAAUCUAAAACCCAUCGGUUCUGGAGCUCAGGGAAUUGUCUGUGCCGGGUACGAUGCGGUCCUCGACAGGAACGUGGCCAUCAAGAAGCUCAGCAGACCCUUUCAGAACCAGACCCAUGCCAAGAGGGCAUACAGGGAACUGGUGCUCAUGAAAUGUGUCAAUCACAAAAACAUCAUCAGUUUAUUAAAUGUUUUCACACCACAGAAAUCAUUAGAAGACUUCCAGGAUGUGUACCUGUGUAUGGAGCUGAUGGAUGCCAACCUGUGCCAGGUGAUCCAGAUGGAGCUGGACCAUGAGAGAAUGUCUUACCUGCUCUACCAGAUGCUGUGUGGAAUCAAACAUCUGCACUCCGCUGGCAUCAUUCACAGGGACCUGAAACCUAGCAAUAUAGUGGUGAAAUCUGAUUGUACGCUGAAGAUCCUGGACUUUGGCUUGGCUAGGACUGCAGGCACCAGCUUCAUGAUGACCCCGUACGUGGUGACGCGGUACUACAGAGCCCCAGAGGUCAUCCUGGGCAUGGGGUACAAAGAGAACGUGGAUAUAUGGUCGGUGGGGUGCAUUAUGGGAGAAAUGGUGCGUCACAAAAUUCUGUUCCCUGGCCGGGACUAUAUUGACCAAUGGAAUAAGGUGAUUGAGCAGCUGGGCACGCCUGCUCCAGAGUUUAUGAAGAAGCUGCAGCCCACCGUCCGUAACUAUGUAGAGAACAGGCCCAAAUACGCAGGCCUCACCUUCCCCAAGCUCUUCCCCGACUGCCUCUUCCCCGCAGACUCAGAGCACAACAAACUCAAAGCCAGCCAGGCCAGAGACCUGUUGUGUAAGAUGUUGAUUAUUGAUCCAGCCAAGCGGAUACAAGUGGACGAAGCCUUACAGCACCCCUACAUCAACGUUUGGUACGACCCAGCCGAGGUGGAGGCGGCCAGGGAUCUCGUCCAAAUAUCAAUGCCGCCUCCUGCUAUCUACGACAAGCAGCUGGAUGAGAGAGAACACUCCAUCGAUGAAUGGAAAGAACUAAUCUACAAAGAGGUGAUGAACUUUGAGGAGAGGACGAAGAACGGGGUGGUGAAGGGACAGCCCUCUACCUCAGGUGCAGCCGUGAACAGCAGUGGUGAGAGCCUCCCUUCCCCCUCCGUCAACGAUAUCUCCUCCAUGUCCACCGACCAGACCCUGGCCUCAGACACCGACAGCAGCCUGGAGACCUCUGCAGGACCCCUGGGUUGUUGCAGGUGACUAGCAGCCUGCCUGCGCAACCCUAUGUUCUUCAGAAGGUGAAACACAAUGUCCAAACAACCCAACCAACCUACCUACCAACCACUACCAAUCGAAAACCUAAAAAAGAACAAAAAUGAUUAAAAGAGAAAAAAAUUAUGAUAUGAAUGGGAUGAUUAAGGAAACAUAAAGUAAUUACUAUAAGAAUCACGAUUAUAAAAUUUAAGCCUGCAUUUUCAUUCAAAAAGAAAUCACAAAAGUAUAACGAAAAAACUAAAAUAAACUAAAGUGAAAUAUAUUUAUUAACUUCUAGUUGCUUUACUUAUAUCUCCCCCCUUAUAUGGCAUCAUAAAAAAAACACAAAAAGCUUAGACAGGCAUCUUUCUGUAAAGUGUCAUUAAAACUGGCUGUUCAUUCCCACAAUACCUUGCAAGCGUCUGUGCUUCAGUCACUGUGGCAAGGUGUGCUUUUUUUGAUCAUUACUGCACAGUACUAUAUAAACCUCCCUUCACUUUCCCCAUCACCUUAUGUGACGGUACUGGUAUGUUUUGAUAACGUCUAGGCUUGAUCCUGGGGUUGUCUCCUGUAUGGGUGUGACAGAUAGGUGUGUUUUGAAUACUGUUAUUCCUGCAGAGGUUAGUGCUAGUGUUCCACACAGCACAGCGCCCCCUGUCUUCUGUAAAUAUGUAAUUCUGUACAGCAGGGAGCUAGGCACACAGACAGACAGACAGACAGACAGAGUGGGACUGAUGGCCAGUACUGGAAGUUCUUCUAUAGCGCACCUUGCCACAUGACAUCACCGCCUUGACCUUUGUCCCCUUAACCUUUGCUCCUUGACCUUUCACCUUAGUUUAACCCCUUGCCUGUUAGACCUGCUGCAUGAUUACAAAAGCUAACUCUAAUUAUAUGAUAAAUGACUAUAGAUACUUUUGUUUAUAUAACAUAAGUAAUUGAACUUUUCAACCGGAGUGGUGCUGAAACCCAGGGAUGGGGGCGCUCUAGUUAAUGAUGGAUAGCUAUAUAUAUAUUAACAUACAUACUGUGAGUGAUUGGCUGCAGGAGAAGCCAUUGGGACGUACAGUACUAUCACUGUCAUCGCUGAGUAGGAUUGGGGUCAAUUCCAUUUCAAUUCAGUCAAUUCAGAAAGUCAACUGAAAUUCCAAUUCUAAUUCCAUAUUUUCAUCAUUGAAACACGUUCAGGAAGAUUGGAAUUUGGAACUGAAUUUUUCAAUUGACUUCCUGAAUUGACUGAAUUGAAAUGGGACUGACCCCAAACUUGUCGCUGAGCUGGAACCUUAAGUUCUCAUUUAUUUUUUGUGUUUUUGUUGAAAUGAAAUUAUAAAAUCCCUUCUGACUGCACCCCUGCACCACACCCACAGCCUGUCAUUCCAAACGUCACCUACCCACCGACCAGGGUGGUCACUCACUCUGUUUCUGUGUCACUACUGUGGAGUAAAGAAGAGGAGAGAAGGAGACUUAUAUGUGUGUGUUACUAUCUGAAGAACGCUUUGGGGGAGGGGGGGGGGGGGAUCAAGAGGUUACCUCAUAGAAUAGUUUAGUUCCUCAAUCGCAUCUGUCAUUUACAUUUAAAUGACUACUACUUACUGUAAUGACUACUACUUACUUACUGUAAUGACUACUUACUUACUGUAAUGACUACUACUUACUAUAAUGACUACUACUUACUGUAAUGACUACAACUUACUUACUGUAAUGACUACUACUUACUGUAAUGCCUACUACUUACUGUAAUGACUACUACUACUUACUGUAAUGACUACUACUUACUGUAAUGCCAUAUUUUGUCAAAAGGGAAUCAGCUGAUAUACCGACUACCUAUAAAACCAGUAAUGUUAAAAAGAAGGAUUUUAACUGGAAGUUUAUUUAUUAUUGAUUAUUUAUUAUUUCAUAGACUGAACCUGAAUAAUGGGAAGUGCCUUGUUUGGAAUGAUGCCGUUUCCUCAUCUUAGAUAUGCAGUAAUAACAACAACGAAGCAUUGAAAUGAAGCUGGUGUCCCGUAGGGUUGAAACAUUUCUGGUAACUUUCCCAGACGUCCCAGGUUUUACAGAAAUCCUGGUUGGAUAAUUCCCUCCCUUUUCAUUCCCUCCUGAUCCCAGGAAUCCUCCCAUUUAUAAUCCUCAACUUCAUGAAAACCUGUGAAGUUUGGGAAAGUUUACCAGAAAUAUUGAAACCUUAGUGUCUGGCCUGUCCUGUUCAAUCUGUUUCCACAUGGUGUCACUGACUGCACCUACCUGCACAUAGUCACCACCACUGACCGAUACCCAUGUCCUCUCUAUAGGAAGUACACUACAACCAUCACCAUGGUAUCGUUGCAUCUUUGACUAACUAAAUCAUGUAGAAAUUGGAACCUACUUUUUAAACACACUGGGAUUGUUGUUAAAAUGCAGUUAAAAACUCAUCAUCUACAUGUUUUUCUGACCUAUAUAGUUACCUAGCAACUGAGCAGAAUACCUUCUAAGUUCUUCUGACCUAUAUAGUUACCUAGCAACUGAGCAGAAUACCUUCUAAGUUCUUCUGACCUAUAUAGUUACCUAGCAACUGAGCAGAAUACCUUCUAAGUUGUUUUGUUUUGUAUCUGUAAAUGUCUUAUUUGAUCAGUGUCCUUACAUUUCAAUAAAGGGAUGAAAUAAU
Salvelinus fontinalis (brook trout) is the source of this 4377-nucleotide messenger RNA. RefSeq names its product mitogen-activated protein kinase 10 (gene mapk10). Gene Ontology annotation, biological process: JNK cascade; protein phosphorylation. Gene Ontology annotation, cellular component: nucleus; cytoplasm. Lineage: Eukaryota; Metazoa; Chordata; Actinopteri; Salmoniformes; Salmonidae. The coding region runs from base 438 to 1745 and encodes 435 amino acids. The record is from RefSeq and is a predicted model, not a curated record. The transcript is spliced from 14 exons. Gene Ontology annotation, molecular function: ATP binding; JUN kinase activity.